GCUUGUUGUACCUUGGAGUGCGUCAUGCCUCGGAUCGUCCCACGAUUGAGUUGAUGCUGCAGAAGCAUAUGAUCGCUGCCAGAUACAUAGACAUACAUACAUACAUACAUACAUACAUACAUACAUACAUACAUCCUAGACGAUCGAUCGACUUGGGAUUGAUUUAAUUGUUUAAUUAGUCAGGGCGUAGAACGUGAGCUAUUUGUUUCCGUUUCUUCUUGUUCUUGGUUGCGAUACCUUCAAUCCCAUUUUUAAGCUUCGACAUCGUACAAGCUAUCCCGCCUAGCCUAUCUAGCUAGCUUUAUAUACACAAGCUCCUCUUGGACUUUUUUUUUAUUUUUUAUUCUUUAGUCCUAGACACAGCCCUCUAAGACAAUCAAACGCUAUGGCGGCCCCGGCAUCCAAGACAAUUGGCGAUCUGAACGGGAAGUGGGUUCUGAACAAAACCCUCUCCGACUCCGUCGACCCCGCCCUCUCCCUCCAAGGCGUAAGCUGGCUCGUGCGCAAAGCCAUCGGCGCCGCCACCGUAACCCUCGAGACGAAGCAGUACCAAGGCCCCGCGACGCCCCCCAACACCAGCGCCGAGCUCGUCACCCGCAUCGACAUCCAGCAGGUCGCGACCGCCGGCGUCAAGGGCACCGCCGAGAACCGGUGUCUGGACAACGAGUUCCGCGAGCACAGCGACUGGCUGUUCGGCCGCGUGCGCGGGCGCACCCGCUGGGUCGGCCCCGAGGACCUGGCCGCGCACGUGGGGCCCGACGGCGAGGCGCGCAGGACCGGCGUCGUGCAGGAUGAUUUCGCGGCGAGGGAUUGGCUCGAGGGCGAGGGCGAGAAGGGCGGGCCGCUGGGCGAGACGCACAUGUUGAAUCAUGUCGAGAGUCUGGAUGCGGGGUGGACGGCGCUGCAGGUCUGGGGGUUCCAGAACGUGGGUGGCGAGAGGAGGUAUGUGCGGAAUGUGGUCGUGGCGAAGAACGGCACGUUUGUCAACUUUAAGAUGGUGUACGACUGGGUUCCCGAGUAGUGUGUUGCAUCCUGGAGUUCCUCGGGUGUGAGGCGUUCUCCAUCUAGCCGUGAGCUGGGGCGAGCUACUUGAGCGAGUGCUAUUUAAAGGGGUAA
Molecule: messenger RNA, 1116 nt
Organism: Daldinia decipiens
Lineage: Eukaryota; Fungi; Ascomycota; Sordariomycetes; Xylariales; Hypoxylaceae
Exons: 2
Coding region: 386-1021 (211 amino acids)
Source: RefSeq, a predicted model, not a curated record